AUGUUAAUUGGACAAAUGGAGAAUGAAGAACCACAAUUGGGUCUGAUGGAUCAAGAUGAAAAUUCACAACUUGUCAAAAAAGUCGGCAAGACAUAUGAACAAAGGAGGUUCAUAUUUCAAGAAGAUUGUUCUACCUAUCAUAUAGAACCAGACACAAAAGUGGCAAAAAGACGACUAUGUGACCAAGCCUUUUUAAUUAACUGCUCUUCCCAAGGUCUAGGGAAGAACCCCAUUGAGCAUAAAUAUUUAGAGGGUUUGUAUUUCCAUCCUAUAGAGCAUUACGGGGAUUAUGAUGCUCUUGAAAUAAAUCAAAAUCUGGGAAUCGUAAAAGAGAUUUAUAUGAGAGCUCAAAGUGUUGAUCUACAAGGUAUGGUUGAAUUAUCUCAAAGUCCUUUUUAG
Phycomyces blakesleeanus NRRL 1555(-) is the source of this 399-nucleotide messenger RNA. RefSeq lists its product as hypothetical. The transcript is spliced from 3 exons. The record is from RefSeq and is a predicted model, not a curated record. Bases 1 to 399 code for a protein of 132 amino acids. NCBI's taxonomy places the organism in Eukaryota, Fungi, Mucoromycota, Mucoromycetes, Mucorales, Phycomycetaceae.